Molecule: messenger RNA, 1308 nt
Organism: Darwinula stevensoni
Lineage: Eukaryota; Metazoa; Arthropoda; Ostracoda; Podocopida; Darwinulidae
Source: the annotation of a GenBank genome assembly
AGGACAUACAAACAUUAGAGAAUGACCAAAAAAGGUCAUGUCUCACGGUGACUACGGAAGAGGGGGAUCCACAGCUUAUCAGGUGGAUCCCCAUGCAGACUACCACGUGCCACCGACGAAACCCCCGCGGAGCAGAAGGGUUCAGGACUUGGAACAGGAAUAUGACGCAGAUGCGUCCAUGGACGAGAAAGCCCCUUCGGAACGCGAUCUUUCCGAGUAUUCCAUGGAGAUCGACACGAAAAUCCCCCACUCCCAAUAUCGGAAUGGAGGAUUGGUCAGUGACCACUACACGCCUUCGGACCAUUACAAGUCUCCGUCAGAACUCAGUUACUACGGACAGAAGAGCGUGGUGUCAGAUGCUCCGACGUCAGUGAAGAGCAAAAGUAGGCGCUACGGGAGGGUGGAAGUGGAGACUAUGACUGCUCCUCAUCCCGCAUGCCCCAAUACUAAGGGCGUCUGCUGCCUCAUGGUCCUUCUCAAUCUGGGUCUUCUACUUGUCAUCCUUGGUUUCAUCGUUGUUCUCCAGAUUCGAGACCCUCUCUUUGUCUGGUAUUUCGGGAUCUGCAUGCUGAUAUUUGGCUUCAUGACGUUGGUUGGCUCCCUCAUCUACUGUGUAUACGUGUGCAGAGACAGGAAAGACCCACAGACUUUGCCAUAUGGAGAACUCUACUGGACUCAUCACUGGAAGAAAAACCUGGACUUCGGUGGGAAACGCAAAGACAAUGAAAUCUACUACAAGCAAGACGAUUCCCACAGCUAUCGGUCAUCUAACCGAAAUGACGACAUGUACAGUGAUUACGGCUCUAAUCCUCGAGAUCGCUCCCGUUACUGAACUCAGAAAGUGAUAUAGUUUUGUCCAUUGAUUGGAUACGCUUACAGUUCAGCUUGUUUCUUUCACCUUGUCACUGUGAGAACGAUUGUCCCAACGCUUCAAAUAUGGAGGACACUGGAAUCUGUCUCAUGUACUGAUUGUCAAAUGUGACUUCUCAGUGGCAAGAUAAAAUAAUAAUUCUGUACAUACAAAAAAUAAAAGAUUUAAUUUUUUUUUACCUCUUAAAAAUAAUGACAAAAACAAGUCAAGAAGAGAGAAUGAUGAUAGCAUUCAGUCUUUGCCUGCAUUUGUCUUCUUGCUGAAGAAAGACAUGAUGGACUUCGUUCCCUUUGCAGCUUUAGCAAGCUGUGUCUGUUUCACAGUUGCUGCUGCUGGCUGAAAAACAAAAUAUACCGAACCUUAGAGCUCUCUUAAAUGUUAUUAGAUUCCUUCACCUCCACCACAGCUGAUCACAUUUAUUGAUAAAAUAAAUAAUG